CCUCUGGAUGGAUGGUGAUGCGCAGGGAAGUAGCUGGUGAUUGUGGGGUUUUCACCAAUUGUUAAGGGGUGUAGGUGGAACCGGGGUCCCACAAAGGCCUGGAGAACUCUGGAAAGGAUCUUGGAGAUGCUUGAAAGAAGUGGUCCUCUGUAGCUACAGAAACAGUUCACAGAUUUGAAUGUUUUUUCCUUUCUUGAGAUCAAAUGAGUGAUUUCAGCUGUUCUUGAGCCAGUACUUUUAUCUGCAUUAAACUUUUAAGAUGCUUUCAGAUUAGAUGGAAAGAUGACCUCAGAUUGUGAGUUCUGUAGUGUAUUUACCAAAGAACUUAGUGGAUGAUACUUUUACAAUCUCCAGCACGGGAAAGCAAACUUCCAUCCAGCCAAAGAAAGUAAACUGAACAAAAGUGAAUUAGGCUCUCAAGUCUUCAGGAGAGUGUUCCUCACCAAUCACACGGGAGCAUCGAUGGCGGUGAAUCCUCUGGAGGGUCUAAUGUCAGUCGCAGUGAAUCACCGACUGGUCUCCAGCUCCACCGCUGAGCCACAGAGGCAGCAGCUCAGUGCAGCCGGCAGCUCAGCAUCCCUGCACGGACACGGGCAGAGCAUACGCAGCAGCCGCGAGCCAGGGAAGUGGUCUGUGUGUGGGUCCAGGUCACGCUCUGGUUCUGGAUGUGGGUCUGCGGUCCAGUCCAGGACACUGAGGGGUCAGCACUCCCCAGAAAACGCAGCACGAGAGAGGAGCCGUGUACGCAACCUGCGACAGGCCUUCCACAGCCUGCAGGCUGCUCUGCCCUCAGUCCCGCCAGACACCAAACUGUCCAAGCUGGAUGUUCUGGUUCUGGCUACUAACUACAUAGCUUACCUAACGGAGACCCUGGACCAGGGAGGGACGCUGGCUGAACACACCCUGCCUUCCAAGCCGGGUGGAUACCUGCAUCCAGUUAAGAAGUGGCCCAUGCGUUCCCUGCUCUACUGUGGCAGCAUGGGAGAGCUGCUAUCAGGAAUCCCAGCCAAUCAGAUGCCUCCACCUGGACAGAAUGGGACACACCCACUGACCCCCACCUUGGAAGGAGACAAAGAGUCAUAGUACAACAUGGGACAUAACUUUCACCCCAUUUCCUUUCAACAAUGUUAACCAGCCACGCAGCUACUAUCGACAGCGAAGGACACAUCAAAGCAAAGUGAAUGGGAUUUGUGUGGAGACAGUGAUCAGUCAUUAGCAAAUUAUUAGUUAGCAAAGUUUUACUUUAGCAAAGCAGAAGAAAAUCUUAACUUAAAGCCAUCCAAAAAUAAAAACAAGGUUAGCAUUUUCUUACUUUGUAUGGAGAUAAAAAAAAAAAACUUUCUUCCAGUUCAUGGUUUAUCUAAUAACGAAGGUCAGGGCUUAAAUUAACCUGCAACUACAAGUACAGUGGCCAUUUUUAGCUCUGGCUGCUGGGAAAGUCAAUAAAUUUUGAAUGCCGAGUUGCCUAGAGUUUAUUUCAUUUCAUUCUUUAAUUCAAAAUCUGGCUACAUGUCCUAAUUAAACAGAAAACACUUUUUUUAAUUUCCUGUUCUUAGUUUGUCCAUCUGCAAAAGCCUGUCAUCAGUGUCAAACUAAGACAAACAAACACCCACAGGUACAGAUACUCACUAAUGCACACAGCACAGAGAGGUUUAUAUUCACCCUUGUUGAAAAUGAUCGGAGCAUUAGACAGCAGGUCGUCAGGAACGGAUUUAAUACGAGGAAAUGAAAAAGCCGCUUCCUUUGACUAAAAACAUCCCCACAUGGAGGAACAGUGUGCAACAUAUUAUCUUGAUUUAAACGCUGUACAGUGUUUUAUUUUUAUUUUUUCAUCUGUUGCUUUCACUGUAUGGAAGAAAACCUUCUUUGUUAGGGUCUAAUCAUUUUUAUUUAGAUGUUUGUGGUAUUGCAUAAAGUCACAGUGUAUAUGUGUGUGUGUGUGUGUGUGUGUGUGCAUGCGUGUGCACGUGUGUGUGUGUGUGUGUGUGUGGGAGUGAAAGGACAGACAGACAUGUGAGCAGUGAGGGAGGGAUUGUUGUGGGAACACAGCUGCUGUCUGAUCACUUCAUAUCUCUGCAGUAAUGACCACUUAGUUCUCAUUACAACUCUGCCACAGAAUGUAACCCUUUACUCUGAGUAAAACAGCGUCUACAAUAACAGCUUGUGUUUGUUGCUUAUUACUUCAAAUUUGACAAACACAUCUUAGAUGCAGAAAUAGUCCCAGUGGUUGCGUUAAACCUCAGUGGGCAGAGUUACUACUCCCCACCAUAUUUCAGGCUCUAUUUCUUCAUAAAAAACGACUUUAUCUUGACAUCAUUUCAAUUUUAUUCUAAUGAGCAGACAAUAAGACAUCUCUGCCAGUUAUGGCGGCCCACAUUUUAACAUCAGCAGGUAACUGUACAUCUCCAAACAAAUACUGCGUUCAGAUAAAAUUCCUGCAGUAUUGCUACAGGGACUGAUAGUGUGAGUGUGGUUAUAACAGCAGUUCUGAAUGAAUGAACACAUCUUUAGCGUAAUUUUCAGGCAUCCAGAUUAUUCACAAAACUCUUGUGUCUUGAUGUUAAGUUGUUUGAUCUCCUACUCUUGAUUCAGACCUCUAGGUGUGAGAGUCUGGAGGGUGAAAAUAUAAAAGUCUUUGGUUUGGAGAAAGAUGGCAUUUAAACGGCCUCCUCUUCUCGGAGAUCUAAUGUGCUCGAUGCCAGUGUAUCUGAGAGAGGCCACUGGGUUACCCUGGUCCUUGGUCCAGAUGGAGCACCUGUGCUCUGUAUCCUGUUUUUAGGGCUCUUGGUGUUUUUGCUACACACAUUAAACCACAUGUGAUAAGACAGAAUACAUGAACCACACCAAUAAUUUCCUGGUGGAGGAUCAAGAAAGCGUGUGUUUUCAGCAGGGAAGAGAUUUCACCAGCAUUUGUGUUAGGUUAGGGCCGUGGUUCUCAAACAAGGGGUCAGGACCCCUUGGUGGCAGUAGAGCCACUUUGGGAGAGGGGUGUAGACCGGAUCUAAAAUUACAUGAAUAUGAUUCAUGUGGUGACAUAUGAAAGUGCUCUGAUGCUAGCAAGGCUAUUUUGCUAACAUGAAUCUUGUUUAUUCCAACCGCCUGUAUUGUUAAUGAUUGAUUAAAAUUAAAUCCACUUUUGCUGGGGUGUGGGGGCAUGAACUUCGGCUUCUGAAAUGGGGUGUGACAGAAAAAGUUUGAGAACCACUGGGUUAGGGGAACGUUUGUACAAUACUUUAGGUGAAUCUUUGAAUUCAUUUGUGGAUUUGAGCUCAAAAUAUGUGUUUUCAUAAUCUACCCAGAGCUGAAUAUUUUAAAUAGUUCCUAGGACCAUUAUAUAUAAGGCAGUGUUACAGUGAGGAGCCUGUCCCAGGAAGCUUUUAUUCAACUCUUAUUAAACCAUCCUUUCUUGACUAUA
Molecule: messenger RNA, 3415 nt
Organism: Micropterus salmoides (largemouth bass)
Lineage: Eukaryota; Metazoa; Chordata; Actinopteri; Centrarchiformes; Centrarchidae
Product: transcription factor 24-like
Exons: 4
Coding region: 463-1083 (206 amino acids)
Biological process (GO): developmental process; regulation of transcription by RNA polymerase II
Molecular function (GO): DNA-binding transcription factor activity, RNA polymerase II-specific; protein dimerization activity; RNA polymerase II transcription regulatory region sequence-specific DNA binding
Source: RefSeq, a predicted model, not a curated record